Molecule: messenger RNA, 1919 nt
Organism: Beta vulgaris subsp. vulgaris (sugar beet)
Lineage: Eukaryota; Viridiplantae; Streptophyta; Magnoliopsida; Caryophyllales; Amaranthaceae
Product: probable WRKY transcription factor 72
Exons: 3
Coding region: 22-1617 (531 amino acids)
Biological process (GO): regulation of DNA-templated transcription
Molecular function (GO): DNA-binding transcription factor activity; sequence-specific DNA binding
Source: RefSeq, a predicted model, not a curated record
CUUGAAUUAGCGAAAACUGAGAUGAUUGACGUGAAAGAAGAAAAUGUAAGGUUAAAGAAGAUGUUAGAAAGAAUUGAAAAUGACUACAGAUCACUGCAACUACGCUUCUUUGACAUCCUCCAACAUGAACGAUCACCUUCAAUAACAAUGUCCGAGAAUAAAUCUUUGACAACUGAAACACGUAAAGAAGAAGAAGAAGAAGAACCCGAAGUUUCACUAAGCCUAGGCUUUCAAGUUCUUAACAAGCGCAAGAAGGAUGAUAACAAUAAUACUAAUAGUAGCACCUCUAGUGUAGUUAAAGAAGAUACAAAAUUAAUGAGUGAAGGACUUUCACUAGGCUUCGGACGCAAAUCUCCACCAACAAGUGAUUUAUCCGAUAAGGAAUCGGGUAAAAGCACUGAGAUCGACGAUGCAAAAGAAGAUGGUGUAGGAGAUACUUGGCGUCCAAGUAAGCUGCUGAAGACAAUGAAAGAUGGUGUAGAGGAAGACGAGCCUUCACAACCAAACAUCACCAAAAGAGCUAGGGUUUCUGUAAGAGCAAGAUGUGAUACACCUACGAUGAAUGAUGGAUGUCAAUGGAGGAAAUAUGGGCAGAAAAUCGCGAAAGGAAAUCCAUGUCCACGUGCCUACUAUCGUUGUACAGUAGCACCAUCAUGUCCAGUUAGGAAACAAGUGCAAAGGUGUUCCAAUGAUAUGUCUAUUCUAAUAACUACAUAUGAAGGAACCCACAACCACCCACUUGCAGUGGCUGCCACGGCGAUGGCUUCCACAACCUCAGCAGCAGCUUCAAUCCUUUUGUCCGGCUCAUCAACCUCGCAAGCUGGCCUUAGCUCUUCUGCUCCUUCUACAAUGAUCACCACGAAUCUCAAUGGCCUCAACUUCACCCUUUAUAACAACUCAAACACCGGACAAUUCAAUUUACCAAGCUCUUCUUCACCUACACCACCAACAAUCACCUUGGACCUCACUUGUACUCCUCCUUCACAUUUCAAUAAAACAUCACACAUCACCUCCAAUAAUUUCCUUCAAUCACCAUCUCAUUACUCUUCAAGAAGUCUAGACUUCUCUUCAGAAACAAAAACUAUAUUUCCAAUUUCUUGGAGCAAUACUAAUUCCUUAAAUUAUGGGUUGCUACCCUUGAAUAAACCUCCAAUGGGAUCCAUUAAUUUUGGAAAACCAACCCAUAAUGAACCAAUUUUAAGCCAUGCUAAAUUUUUGGAAAGGAUAAACCAAGCUACAACUUCUUCCUCCUCUUCUCAACAAUUAUUGACAGAAACAUUAACCAAAGUGCUUACUUCAGACCCAAGUUUCCAAUCUGCAGUAGCUGCUGCAAUUUCAUCGAUGGUGGGAAGUAACAACAAUAACAUUACCCAUAUAAAUCGUGCAAGUUCUGAGAGUUCGACACAAAACUUGAAAUGGGUUGAUCAAGUUCAGGGAAUUUCAACUAGUCCCUUGUCUCAUCAUCAUCAAAAUGGUAAAGGUUGCGCACCAACUUUCUUAAACCAGCCAACGUCAUCAACAUCAAAGGCUCAGUCUGCACGAAACUUUAUGUUUCUACAACCUCCAUUUCCUUUCUCCUUGUCUAAAAGCUCUUCUUCAACAAAUCUUAGAGACUAGGUUAAGUAGAUAUUGUGAUAUAUUAACUUAAGGAUUGAAACCCUUACUUGAUUCAUGAUUUUUUUGCAUUACCUAUACCUUGGAAUUAAUCAUGACUUCCACCUUUGAGAAAACGAAAAUAGGAGUUUAUAGAUAAUUUGAAUGACCGUGAUGUAAUUAACCUUUUUCCAUCUGUACGUACUGUUUGUUUUUAGUUAAUUGAUUAACAUUUUGGCUAGCUCUUUUUUAGUCUUCAAUUGAUCAAGCCUCGUUCAAUAUAUGAACUCCAUAAUCCCUAUAUCUCAAAACUGUUCAAAUAUAUG